This is a messenger RNA of Mangifera indica (mango), 814 nucleotides long. RefSeq lists its product as uncharacterized. Bases 235 to 672 code for a protein of 145 amino acids. The record is from RefSeq and is a predicted model, not a curated record. NCBI's taxonomy places the organism in Eukaryota, Viridiplantae, Streptophyta, Magnoliopsida, Sapindales, Anacardiaceae. The transcript is spliced from 3 exons.
CCUCAUACUUUUCUAGGGUUAGGUUCUUAGGAAUUUAUUCCUUUUGUAAUUUCAUUUGGCGUCACUAUUUGAGCUCUUAUAAAAUAUACGGUCACAGAUUGGCUUUUAUAAAACCAGACGGCCACAAAUUGCUGGCUUUGGGGUUUGGUGUUGGUGAUUGGUUCGAUCUGAUUGCUCUCUCUCUGGGCUUUUAUGCCCUCUGGCCGUUGAAAUCCCCAUGAUCAUCAGCGUCUCAUGGAACCCUCUCCAGUGUGCACCACUCCUCCGGUUGAAGAAGAAGAUGAGUGGGACACUGAUGGAUUCGUGAUUCCAAGCUUGGGAAUAGGAGACCCAGAUGAAAGUAAACCUGGUGGUGUAGAAGAAGAAAUAUCAAAACCUCCUUCUCCGAAGGCAAAAAAGGAAGAGAAUAUCUACUUAGGACCACAUGGUGCCCCUCCUUCGCAAUCAAAGCAGCUGGAGCUGAACUCAUCAAGCCGGAAGCAGCGUUUUAAGCAGAAACUGAAGGAAGCAGAUAGGCGGACCACUGGGACAGGGCGGGAGAAUAAGGUGGAAAAUUUGAGAGAGCUUGUGGGCGGUGGAAAAUUAGGCAUUAACAUGUCAAAGGGCACUUCCAAGGAUUGGCUAGACCCUCAUUGUCAUGAGUCUCAGUUUGAGAAGUGGUACCCCCAGUAACUGGAGUUUCUGUUAGCAUUAGUUAUUUGUCUGUUGACAAACUUGACUUUGUGGCAAUCCACCAGCAUAUGAAGUUAUGUAUCUCAACAAUAAUUGUUUAGGUAAACCUUUUGCAAUGACAGAAGUUAAAUUUUUAGGUCAA